CGCGCUCCUCUGGCUUCCGUGGAGCCGCUGUCGGCACUUCUCUGCUGCCCGCGCCCCUGCUCCCCGGGAGCGGUCCCUUCCCUUUAAAUCGCCCUACUCGUGGACUCCCGCCACCACUCAUGGAUCCUUUCCGCAUGCAGCAAAAGGACCUUUCUGUAAAGAAGAACUUCAAAAAUUUCAGAAAUGUGAAAUUGAUUUCCAUGGAAACCUCGUCAUCCUCUGAUGACAGUUGUGACAGUUUUGCUUCUGAUAAUUUUGCAAACACAAAGCCCAAAUUCAGGUCAGAUAUCAGUGAAGAACUGGCAAAUAUUUUUUAUGAGGACUCUGAUAAUGAAUCUUUCUGCGGCUUUCCAGAAAGUGAGGCACAAGACCUAAGAGGGGAUUGUGGAAUUUUACACAAACCCAGACUCAGGCCAGAUAUCACUAAAGAACUGGCCAGUGUUUUUUAUGCCGACUCUGAUGAUGAAUCAUUCUGCGGCUUCUCAGAAAGCGAGAUACAGGAUGGAAUGAAAUUGGAUUCUGUUGAUGAAGGCAGAAGGACUCGGAGUAAAAUGAAACAUUUGGGUCCUUUGCAAGUGGCUCUAAAGUUUCCAACCCGAGACUUCAAAGGGGGUAGGAAGCAGAAAGUGGCCCCAACCAACGCCCCGGAAGUUCCCACUUCCAAUUCUGAUUCUGACUCUGAAGAUGAGAAAGGCUCCAGUUUUUUGGAAAAGCGGGCGCUCAAUAUAAAGGAAAACAAGGCAAUGCUUGCAAAAUUAAUGUCAGAAUUACAAAGUUUCCCGGGAUUAUUUACUGGAAGGAGAUCACUUCCAGGUAGUAGCCCACCGUCAAAGCCAAAUCGAAGGCGCUCCUUCCCAAGAGACCCCUCAAGGAGAAACCCUGAACGAAGAGCUCGUCCACACACCAGGUCAAGGUCUCUGCUGGAAGGACCCCCAGAUCUGCACUUAGAAGAUGAAAUAGAUUUUGAGGACAAGUACAUGUUAGUGAGAAAAAGGAAGAGCAUCGAUGGCUAUGUGGAUGAUGAUGCCAUACCCAGAAGUCGUCGCCCAGGUACCAUGACCCUUCCUCAUAUUGUUCGUCCAGUGGAAGAGAUUACAGAGGAAGAGUUGGAAAACGUCUGCAUCUCCUCCCGGGACAAGAUCUACAACCGUUCAUUAGGUUCCACCUGCCACCAGUGUCGCCAGAAGACUAUUGACACCAAGACAAACUGCAGAAACCCAGAAUGUUUUGGAGUUCGAGGACAGUUCUGUGGCCCCUGUCUUCGAAAUCGAUACGGUGAAGAGGUCAAAAUAGCAUUGCUGGACCCAAAUUGGCAUUGCCCACCUUGUCGUGGAAUCUGCAACUGCAGCUUUUGUAGGCAGAGAGAUGGACGAUGUGCAACUGGUGUUUUGGUAUAUUUGGCCAAGUACCAUGGUUUUGGAAAUGUGCAUGCUUAUUUGAAAAGUCUGAAGCGGGAAUUUGAAAUGGAGGCGGAAAAUUGAUGAAGGAUUCACUGGCACAGUUUCCUUUCUCUAAUCUCUUUGUUAAACUUCAAUAAUCUUGGGCAGUUGGUGGUUAAACAACUUCAGGUGUCAAUCUCAAUAAUCAGUAUUUUUUUAUAGUGGGGCCAAAUUAAGAUAAGAUUAAAAUCCGUUUUUGGAAGCACAAGUAAUAUAAGUUAAAGGUUGCAUUGUAGUUUUAUGCUCUGUCCCUCACCCCGCUAUCACUGACCAUAAAAUGAUUUCAUUGAAAUACAUUCGACUUUGUCCUUUUAGUACUUGUGGGAGGAAGGGGGAUGGUUCAUGAUUGGGGAUAAAGCCCUGGAACCUAACGAUAUAACAAAACACUUGGAAAUGCCUAAUUAAGUAUUUUUAGGUAACUAACCCUCCUAAUAUAGUACUUCACAUCCGUUGAGUAUUCUGGCAAGAGGUAGACUCAGUACUUAGAAACGACAUAGAAGAUGACAUGAUAGGUACAGAGGACGGAGUGUGGUAUUAUAGAAUCUACUGAGCCCACAGAGCCUGCACUUGAAUUCCAGGGUUUCUGUUGUCAUGGGAAUUACUUGCUUAUAAACUUUUUUGUACAUCAAGAGAUUUAAAAUAUGCAUGUACUGGUUCAUAAUUACCUUUGUGGUAUAAAAUUUCAUGUGCUGUAUACAGUUAUAUACUUGAAUCUGCAUUUUAAAAAAAAAAAAUCAUAGCAACCAAAAAGUAUAAGAACUUCAGUAUUAGAUGUGCCUAACGGUUUCCCCUCCUCUUUUCCCCAAUAAUCUUGCAGUUGAAAACUGGACUAACCUUAAAAUUCUUGGUGUUAGACUUAAACAUACCUGCUUUUUCUCCCCUGUGUUUUAUACAGUUCCUAUGUAGGGUAUUUCAAAAUAUCUCUUAGACCAUAUUGUAUGGAAAGUUGGCAUAAGUAAUAGCCUACAGUGCUUAGCAUUUCUGCUUGACUGAAGAAAAUAACAGGCCAUGCACAGAGUUGACUUUAGAUUUUAUGUUCUCUACUGCAGCCUGGAAAGUGCCUUAUUGGAAGAAAUCAAAUGGUUAUGACCAAAGUACUUUCUGAUCCCGUUUUAGUCUGUGGGAUAACAUCCAUGUUUGGCUUUUAGUAUUAAUCAAAUUAGAUUGGGAGACGGGACAUUUUUAUGUUCUGAAGGGGUCUGUUGUACUUUCCUAUACACAUAGCAUCGUGUCAUGGUUUUCAUGCAGUGUUGGACACAUAAUUAGAUCUUAUAUCAGAAAACAGCAAACGUUGUAAAUAGGUCUUUAGAUCUGUAAUGUUCUUUUG
Molecule: messenger RNA, 2766 nt
Organism: Vombatus ursinus (common wombat)
Lineage: Eukaryota; Metazoa; Chordata; Mammalia; Diprotodontia; Vombatidae
Gene: CDCA7
Product: cell division cycle associated 7
Exons: 10
Coding region: 120-1481 (453 amino acids)
Biological process (GO): regulation of DNA-templated transcription
Cellular component (GO): nucleus
Source: RefSeq, a predicted model, not a curated record